Molecule: messenger RNA, 1380 nt
Organism: Erythranthe guttata (spotted monkey flower)
Lineage: Eukaryota; Viridiplantae; Streptophyta; Magnoliopsida; Lamiales; Phrymaceae
Product: glyceraldehyde-3-phosphate dehydrogenase, cytosolic
Biological process (GO): glycolytic process; glucose metabolic process
Cellular component (GO): cytosol
Molecular function (GO): glyceraldehyde-3-phosphate dehydrogenase (NAD+) (phosphorylating) activity; NADP binding; NAD binding
Source: RefSeq, a predicted model, not a curated record
AAUGACCAAAUGAUAACACACUCUUUCUCUCUCUACUAUCUGCCGCUAAUCUCAUUCCUAAUCUCUUCAUUUUUCUAGAUCUCUACUACAUUCAUCACCAUGGCCAAAAUCAAGAUCGGAAUCAAUGGAUUUGGAAGGAUCGGGCGUUUGGUUGCUAGAGUUGCGCUGCAGAGUGAUGAUAUUGAACUCGUCGCCGUCAACGACCCAUUUAUUACCACCGAUUACAUGACAUACAUGUUCAAAUACGACAGUGUUCACGGUCAGUGGAAACAUAACGAGCUUACGGUUAAGGAUUCAAAGACCCUUCUCUUCGGUGAGAAGCCUGUGGCUGUAUUUGGUGUGAGGAACCCAGAGGAGAUCCCAUGGGGCGAGGCUGGUGCUGAGUUUGUUGUGGAGUCCACAGGGGUUUUCACUGACAAGGCUAAGGCUUCUGCACACAUUAAGGGAGGGGCGAAAAAGGUUGUAAUUUCUGCCCCAAGUGCGGAUGCCCCUAUGUUCGUUGUGGGUGUCAACGAGAAGGAGUACAAGAAAGACCUUGACAUUGUUUCAAAUGCUAGUUGCACUACCAACUGUCUUGCCCCAUUGGCUAAGGUUCUCAAUGACAGGUUCGGUAUCGUUGAGGGUUUGAUGACCACUGUCCAUGCCAUGACAGCAACACAGAAGACUGUUGAUGGUCCGUCGAUGAAGGACUGGAGAGGUGGAAGAGCUGCUUCAUUCAAUAUCAUUCCCAGCAGCACUGGAGCUGCAAAGGCUGUUGGAAAGGUACUUCCCGCACUAAACGGAAAGCUUACUGGUAUGGCUUUCCGUGUUCCAACUGCUGAUGUUUCAGUGGUCGACCUAACUGUCAGGCUUUCAAAGGCAGCUUCUUAUGAUGAAAUUAAAGCUGCUAUCAAGGAGGAGUCCGAGACUAGCAUGAAGGGAAUCCUAGGAUACACUGAAGAUGAUGUUGUAUCAACUGACUUUGUCGGUGAUUGCAGGUCAAGCAUAUUCGAUGCCAAGGCUGGAAUUGCUCUUAAUGGCAACUUUGUUAAGGUUGUCUCGUGGUACGAUAACGAAUGGGGUUACAGUAACCGUGUGAUUGACUUGAUCCGACACAUGGCAUCUGUUGCAUAAGCUGCUGCUUCUGCUUGAAAGAAAUUUACUUCUUUCACUUGUUGAUUAUCCUCGUUGAGGUAGUUUUGGAAUAAAUGAGCUGAUGAACUUCUGCGGACUUAGUUUUUCUUUCUUUUCUUUUGUGCGAGAAUUUUAUUCGGUAAUGAUGUAGAACAGAGUUUAUAUCUCUGGUUUUGUGUUUUCAUUUUCUUCUGUUUAAUAAAAUUAUGUUUCUCAGCACAUAUCAUUUACCAGUAGUUGAGGAAAGGUUUCCAUGUGAUUUAAUGA